Bursaphelenchus okinawaensis is the source of this 3032-nucleotide messenger RNA. The record is from the annotation of a GenBank genome assembly. Lineage: Eukaryota; Metazoa; Nematoda; Chromadorea; Rhabditida; Aphelenchoididae.
AUGGGCUUUUCACGCGGCGAGUUCGCCAUCCGAAAGUCGCCGAUCGUGGCCUACGAUCUGGGCGGCGCUCCCAGGAUCCGCGACAUUUGGAAGAUCUACUAUGCCGAGGUAGGGUCUUUGGGUUGGUUGUUUGUUAGGGUAAACUUUCAUUGAUAAUAUAUGUAGUCAAAUUGGGAAAACGUUUGAAAAAACAGUUCCAAGAUAUACAGGUUGCCUUUAGGGACGUCGCUACAGAUUUUAAGGCUAAAGGAUUAUGAUUCUUUGAUCAAAGAACUCGUGUUUUUGCCAUUUUUAAGUGUUUCUUUGUUAAUUUUCUGAGGCUUAGAGUCAAGAAGGUUAAUAUCUUCCACAUUCUAGAUAUUCGCUGUGGUUUACGUAGUGGACAGUGCAGCACAGAGUCGGAUGCAGGAGAAUCGCGAAGUUCUGCGCCAGUUGCGCGGCAACCGAUUAUUACAGGUAAGGGAACGGUUUGAAAAUGGCAGGUACGGUUAGAAAAUGUUUACAAUUGUUUUCAUAACAAAUUAAAUCUAAAUUUUUUAAAAUUUGAAAAAAUAAACUUAUUACAAAACGCUGAUUUUUAUCUCAACGUAUAACUUGUCACCUGCAGGCUGCGCCACGCAAAUUUUGUUUGAUUUUUUUGUUUUAGACAGACCAAAAAAUAGCAAGAAAUUUCUUUACGAAACAACAAACGGCAAGAACUUUGUUUAAAGAUCAAAGAAUGACAAAAACUUUCUUUACAAAACAUAAAAUGGCAAGAAUUUUCUUUACAAAGCUUGAGAUGGCAAAAACUUUAUUCACAACUCAAAAUCUUGCAGGGGAAGCCAAUCUUAUUCUUGUUGAACAAAAAAGACCUGCCCGACGCGGUGGAGGAGAUGCAGUUCAGCGACGAAAUGGACUUGCACAACAUGGCCAUCGAGAAUCGAACGGACAUUCGCGUGGAGCGAGUGUGCGCCGUGAAGGGAAUUGGACGCGACAUCGACCCGCUGAUCACGGACGGCCUCUGCUGGUUGUUGGACCGGCUGCUCAGCCGCUACGACCAACUGAAUCAGGCCGUCGAAGCCGCGGUGCAAGCGCUCAAAGAGCGCCAAGCGCAGGAACGCCUGAAACGCCAGCAUCGGCUCGCAAAUUUCAGGUAAGAGUUUAAGGUUUUGGCUUGAGUUUAUUGGGUUUAGGGUCUAUAUUGGGCUUGUUAGGCUUAGACUUAGGCUUGGGCUUGGUAGACUAAUGAAGCUUAGACUUUUUAAGCUUAGGAUUAGAAGUAGGCUACCUUAACCUUAAUUUUUUUAUAUAAAAAAUGAAAUUUUAAAAAUGAAUGUUUUAGUCGUCAAGAAGAGAAUCAACCCGGUCCAUCCGCAGCACCAUCUCAAACAGCCCCAGAUUCCGCUGAAACCGAGGCAGAAACGGCGGUCGAAAAAGGGACAAAUCGACCGAACGGCGUUAUUAAAAGUCAAAUUUUGGACGUGAAAAAUUUGAUGUCAAUAGUGCCGGAAGAGGAAAAUGGCAUAAGUCAAGAUCCAAGCUUGGAAACGUAUGUUGUCGAAGAUGCGAAUAGUAACCGAGGUAUUGGACAAGAUACGAUGAGUAAUCAUGGUGUUGGACAAGAUACGAACAGUAAUCGAGAUAAAGGGCAAGAUAGGAACAGUAAUCGAGUUACAACGCAAGAUACUACAUCUAGCCACAGUACAGGACAAGAUACGACAAAGACAAAGCCCAGUAAACACAAUGUUGAAAGUAAAGGACAUUAUAAUAGAUCCUAUGUUGAGGAUGAGACGAUAACUAAAAAUGAGAGCAGGUGUAAGAAGAAUGUGGGAAAAGAGGCAAGUCUUGCAAAUAAUGUUGCAAAAGAAACAAAAAUGGCUAGGAGAGAGGAAAAUGAAGGCCAACGUGAAGUUAGUCACAGCCGAUCAACAAAAAGCAGCUCAGGAAGGAGAACGGCCGAUAAAGAAAGUCAAUAUGUGAAACCACCUAAAUUUGGAAAAACUAGGGUAAGUAAUUAUUGGAAAAUGUAUUUUUUAAUUGACUAUGCUAGAAAAAGGUUUAGGUUGCUUUUUCAAUUUUUAAAAGGCUUGUAGUUUCUGUAUUUAAAAUUUUUAAAUAUGUUUUAUACCCUUCAAACCAAGAAAUAACUCAAAAGAGAAAAACGAAUAAUUUUAAAAAAUAUUUUUUGAAAUUUUAAGCAUUUCAAACUUUUUACCAAUAAAAACAUCUCUUUUCAACCCUAUUUUACUCCUAUCAACCCACUAAUCAGCCCCAAAAGGAAAGGGUUCGAAAAGGGAAGAGAGAGGGUCGUGUACGCCCAUAGCCCUUUGAACGUACGCCAUCCCGUCCGAUCUGGCAAGUUAAGCAACGGUGCGCUUGAUUAGUACUUGGAUCGGAGACGUCCUUGGAAUCUCAAGUGGCGUACGCAUUUUUAUCUUUUUAUGUAUAUACUUAAGGUAUUAUUCUUGGGUUUGGAGGGUAGGAUGUUCAGUAUGGUGAUUGUUUUUUUGUUAAAUAAGGGCUUUUUUGAUCAAUUUUGUCAUUUAAUUGUGACGUUUAAUAAAAUGGCUUAAAAAUAAAUUUUAAAAAAUAAUUUUUAGGUAGCUCCAAAUGGCUUCACAAUGUCAGACCGUUCCCAAUCUACAGUAACCUCAGUACCGUUUCAUUUGUUCGAAAUUGGGUCAGAUGGCACUAGAAAGAAGGCAGAUUCCCCAUUAAGAAGGCUACAGUCAGCUCAUUUUGGGAAAGAUCACGUCUUUUUUAAAGCUGGUAAGUUGUAUUUCAAAAGUGGCACAUUAGACAUCUACUAAUGCGACAUCAGAAGAAUUUUUGACAUGAAAUAAGAAUUUUUUUCAAAAUUUGACGUGAACUUAAAAAUUUAUGUUAACCUUGGCAAUAAACCUAUACUUGUCGUUUCAGCGCCUAAACCUAAACUUUUGGUUCAGAACGAGCCGCUGUCGGCACGUUCAGACGUUGAUCGUGAUGGGCCUUCACGUUCUUCAAUCUCUACCUCCAAACUGCUGAAUACAAAACAAGAAAACCGGUCGUAUUAA